AUGGUAAAUGAAAUUCGUGUUAAACGUGCGUAUGUCGAUGCAUGUGAACGACACUGGUCUCAAAAAUCUUUGUCCAACGAUCAUACUAGUUUCAAUAGUUUAAAAGUGUUGGAUAGCAAAAAAGAUGGCAAACAAUAUUUAAAUGGUCUAGGAAAUAUCCUGAACUUAAGUGGUGCUGAUGGAUGGGAUAUGUUUCAAAGAACAUUGUGCUUCAAUAUUGAAUUUAGUGGUGCCAGUGCAACAGAAUUCAAACAAUUGGAAUUCAAAGUCGGUGGCAAACAUGGUAUAGCAACCUAUCUAUUGGUGGCAACAAAUGUUGAUUAUACUGAUAAAGUGACAGUAUGUUAUGCAUAUCAUCAUAUUAAUCAACGUAUUCUGGACUAUGGAAGAUUUACUCUGGAAACAGCUGAUAUGACACUUGAUUGGAUGAGAGCAAAAUCGUGUCAAAGUUUAGCAGCUAUGUUACCACCGAACAUGGCACCACAACUGAUUUAUGAAUAG
Molecule: messenger RNA, 501 nt
Organism: Rotaria sp. Silwood1
Lineage: Eukaryota; Metazoa; Rotifera; Eurotatoria; Philodinida; Philodinidae
Source: the annotation of a GenBank genome assembly